ACGUAACUUUCGACAUCAUGCUAUCGGACCAGCUGGCCCAGGACCAGUUCUGCAAUCAGGGCCUAGUUUCGUCCUGCGAGGCCUUCCGCCACUACAGGUCCUCCAACGGUAUAUGUAAUAACUUGGACAACCCUCUGUGGGGAUCCACUUUCAGGCCCUUCCGCCGUGUUGCUCCGCCCGACUAUAGCGACGGAGUGUCGAGCCUCCGCCUUGGCCAGGACGGGCAGCCCCUUCCCAGCGCCCGCCUCGUCAGCAGUGCAAUUAACAACAUUCGGCCAAACAGGGAAUCUUCAUUCCUCUCCGUUCUCCACAUGACCUACGGACAGUUCUUUGACCACGACCUAACCUUCGCACCUUUGAAUAAAGGUCCAGUAUAUGAUAGUAACAAAAAUCAAACGUUAAACUCUUUUAGGAGUCGGCUUUCAGAGUUUUCCAAAAGGACUGAAAUCAUUUCAAAAGAUGUCUCAGGAAUAAUAGUAGACAUUUUGUGAGCAAAAAUGUAAGUCAUGGACUAUCGACCAGCAAACUUACAAAAGUAUCCUAUGUCCUCGGUGCAUGAAUAUAUUUGACUUAUUCACUUUCCAGGUAUGUAUGGUGAGGCGAUUCCAUGCUGCCUUCAGGCCGAGGACAAUCCGACUUUACUCCAUCCUGAGUGCGCUCCCAUUCCCAUCCCUGCUGACGACCCUUUCUACUCCAAGUUCGACCAGACGUGCAUGGAUUUCGUCCGCUCGGCACCUGCCCCACGUUGCUUGCUGGAUGACCCAAGAAGCAAGUUCUGCUCACUGUUCCACACUGUGUGGGUUCGUCACCACAACCAUCUAGCGUCUCGCCUGAAGAGUAUCAACCCAUCCUGGGAUGACGAAAAGCUGUUCCAGGAGACCCGCCGAAUCGUUGGCGCUCAGCUCCAACAUGUCACCUACGAGUACCUGCCGCCCAUCUUCGGUAAAAAAAUCAUAAAAGACUUUAAGCUGAAACCCUUGAAGAACAAGAAACGAAAGGUCUUUUAUCGCCCUGACAAGAGCGCUGCUAUUAGUGCUGAAUUUGCAACAGCAGCCGUCCGUUUUGGAUACAGUGAGAUUGCUGGUCACAUGGAGAGAGUGGAUGACUUCGGCGACAUUUCCUCCACCGAGAUGUCUUCGGUGGCCGGCAAUCACUUCAAAGGGAAGAACUUGUUUGGACUCGAUCUGGUGGAGCUCAACAUACAGCGUGGGUGUGACCAUGAUAUUGCCUCCUAUACGGCGGUCAGAAACUCAUGCGAACUGUCUCCUCUUCAUGACUUUGGUUAUCUCUCGGGAAAAAUGGAUGAUGAUGUGAUUGCAAAGCUUGAGGAUGUAUACCGUCAUGUGCAUGACAUCGACCUGUUCGUCGGUGGUUUGGCUGAGCACCCGAUAGAAGGAGGGGUAGUAGGUCCCACCUUCGCUUGUAUUCUGCUGGACCAGUUCCUUAGGCUAAAAGAAGGCGAUAGAUACUGUUACGAGCCCAAUGACAAGGACACAAGGUUUACAAAAGAACAAGUCAAACAAAUUCGCAGCACAACCUUGACAGGCAUCAUGUGCGAAGUGAUCCCAGAACUGAAGGAGAUUCAGGCUGAACCUUUAAAAGUGGCAUCCUCCGAGAAAUAA
Messenger RNA from Penaeus indicus, 1622 nucleotides. RefSeq names its product chorion peroxidase-like. The record is from RefSeq and is a predicted model, not a curated record. The transcript is spliced from 9 exons. Gene Ontology annotation, biological process: response to oxidative stress. Gene Ontology annotation, molecular function: peroxidase activity; heme binding. Bases 588 to 1622 code for a protein of 344 amino acids. Lineage: Eukaryota; Metazoa; Arthropoda; Malacostraca; Decapoda; Penaeidae.